This is a messenger RNA of Xyrauchen texanus (razorback sucker), 5171 nucleotides long. RefSeq names its product importin 8 (gene ipo8). Gene Ontology annotation, cellular component: cytosol; nuclear envelope. The transcript has 25 exons. Gene Ontology annotation, biological process: protein import into nucleus. Gene Ontology annotation, molecular function: small GTPase binding. The record is from RefSeq and is a predicted model, not a curated record. The coding region runs from base 95 to 3151 and encodes 1018 amino acids. NCBI's taxonomy places the organism in Eukaryota, Metazoa, Chordata, Actinopteri, Cypriniformes, Catostomidae.
GGGCUGUCUGGAAGAUCCGACUCAUCUGAAUCUCGCCCUUGUAUCUGUCUGAUAUUACAAAGUUUAUUCAGAUUUAUUCAUCACAUCGGGCCUCAUGGAUCCCAAUCGAAUCAUACAGGCUCUGAAAGGCACCAUUGACCCCAAUAUGAGGGUAGCGGCUGAGAAUGAACUCAAUCAGUCCUACAAGAUCAUCAACUUCGCUCCCACUCUGCUGCAGAUUAUUGUGUCGGAGCAGGUGGAGUUUCCUGUGCGACAGGCAGCUGCUAUAUACCUGAAGAACAUGGUGAGUCAGUACUGGCAGGACCGAGAGCCCAUGCUGGGGGAGGUGGUCUUUCCGUUCAACAUUCAUGAAAAUGAUCGUGGACAGAUCCGUGAAAACAUUGUGGAGGCCAUUAUUCGCUGUCCAGAGUCCAUUAGGGCUCAGCUGACAGUAUGUUUGCGUGCGAUAAUAAAGCAUGAUUUUCCUGGGCGGUGGAUGGGGGUUGUAGACAAGAUCAACCUGCACUUGCAGUCUCAAAACAGUGGAAGUUGGUACGGUAGUCUGCUCGCUCUGUACCAACUCGUUAAAACCUAUGAGUUUAAGAAGGCAGAGGAACGGGAUCCCUUGUUGGCAGCGAUGCAGAUCUUCUUGCCACGACUCCAGCAGCUGAUCACUCAGCUCCUGUCUGAUGCCACCUUCAUCUCUGUGCUCAUCCAGAAACAGAUACUGAAGAUUUUCCAUGCACUCGUACAGUAUUCCCUCCCCUUACAGCUGAUCAAUAACACAGUCAUGACCCAUUGGAUGGAGAUCCUGAGGAUAGUUGUGGAUCGGGACGUCCCUGCAGAGACUCUGAAAGCUGAUGAAGAUGACAGACCUGAACUGAUCUGGUGGAAGUGCAAGAAAUGGGCACUGCACAUCAUCACAAGAAUGUUUGAGAGAUAUGGGAGUCCCGGCAACGUUACAAAAGAGUAUUUUGAGUUUGCAGAUUUUUACUUGAAGACUUAUGCGACAGGAAUCCAACAGAUCUUGUUAAAGGUGGUUGACCAGUACAGACAGAAGCAGUAUGUGAGUCCUCGAGUCCUCCAGCAGGCAUUAAGCUAUAUGACUCAGGCCGUUUCGCACUCGAUCACAUGGAAACAAAUGAAACAACACAUGCCGACUAUAACUCAGGAGGUGGUGUUUCCUCUCAUGUGCUAUAAAGAUGAAGAUGAAAGACUAUGGCAGGAAGAUCCAUAUGAGUACAUCCGCAUGAAAUUCAAUAUUUAUGACGAUCAUAUGUUCCCAGCCACAGCCGCUCAGACUCUAUUGUGUAAGGCAGCCAGAAAGAGGAAGGAGGUUUUGCCACAGAUCAUGGAAUUUUGUCAUCAGAUCCUUAUGGAUCCCAACGCUGACCCCCGCAGGAAGGAUGGAGCACUGCAUGUAAUCGGUGCAUUAGCUCAGCCCUUGCUAAAGAAGCGGGUGUACAGGGACCAGAUGGAGCUCAUGUUACAAAACUAUGUCUUUCCUCUGCUCAACUCAAAUCUGGGCUACCUACGGGCCAGGUCAUGCUGGGUGCUGCACUCUUUCAGUCCUCUGAAGUUUCAUAAUGAGCUGGUUCUGAGGAAUGCUGUGGAGCUGGUGAAACAGAACCUGGUGGAUGAUAAGGAAAUGCCUGUCAAAGUGGAGGCAGCUAUUGCACUGCAGACGCUCAUCUGCAACCAGGAGCAAGCUAAGGUCUAUAUCAGGCCGUUCAUCAAGACUGUGAUGCAGGAAUUGCUGCACAUCAUUAAAGAAACAGAAAACGAUGACCUCACCAGCGUCAUCCAGAAAAUGAUCUGUGAAUACAACCAGGAAGUGGCUGUGAUAGCUGUGGAUAUGACACAGAAUCUGGCAGAGAUCUUUAGCAAGAUUCUCCAGAGUGAAGAAUAUGAGGAGAGUGAAGAUAAGACAGUGAUGGCACUAGGGAUCCUCAGCACCAUAGACACCAUACUCACCGUUAUGGAGGACCACAAAGAGAUCACUCAGCAGCUGGAGGGCAUAUGCUUGCAGGUCAUUGGUCUUGUGCUGCAGAAACCCAUCAUAGGUAUGGCAGAGUUUUAUGAGGAGAUAUUGUCUCUAGCAUUUGGACUCACCUGUCAGUCCAUCUCCCCUCCGAUGUGGCAGCUUCUGGGCGUCCUAUAUGACGUCUUCCAGCAUGACUGCUUCGACUAUUUCACAGAUAUGAUGCCUCUCUUGCACAAUUACAUUACCGUGGAUACAAACAUGCUGCUGUCAAAUCCCAAGUACCUGGAGGUCAUAUACACAAUGUGCAAAAAGGUCCUAACAAGUGGUGGUGGGGAGGACCCAGAAUGCCAUGCUGCCAAACUUUUGGAGGUCAUAAUAUUACAGUGCCGUGGACGUGGUAUUGACCAGUGUAUCCCUCUGUUUGUGGAGGCCGUGUUGGAGCGGUUAACACGUGGUGUGAAGUCUAGCGAGCUGCGCACAAUGUGUCUACAGGUGGUCAUUGCAGCUCUGUACUACAACCCCACCCUGCUCAUACACAAACUGGAGAACAUCCGCUUCCCUCACAGCCCUGAGCCAAUCACAGCACAGUUCAUCAACCAAUGGAUGAACGACACUGAGUUUUUCUUAGGACUUCAUGACCGAAAGAUGUGCAUCAUUGGGCUCAGUGUUCUGAUGGAGCUGCCCAGCCGCCCUGCAGUCCUGGUGGAAGUGGCAGGACAGAUCAUCCCCUCCAUCCUGCUCCUCUUCCUGGGCUUAAAGCACAUCUACACCUCCAAAGUCCUCAACAAGCCAGAGCAGCUCUCAAGAGCUCAAGGCUCAGAGGAGGAUGAGAACGAGGAGAUUCCCAGUGAUGAAGAUGAGGUGGGAGAGAAAGGGAUGACCCUGCAGUCGUCCAGCGCUUCCACCUGCAAUGACAAUGAAGAUGAAGAUGAUGACGAUGAUGAUGAGUACUGGGAUGAUGAAGGUCUAGAGGGGACCCCAUUAGAAGAAUAUAGUACACCACUGGACUACGACAACGGAGAGGAUGAAUACCAGUUCUUUACCGCCUCCCUGCUCCGUGUUCAAAGUUCAGAUGCUGGCUGGUAUCAGUCCCUUACAUCCUCUCUAAGCGAAGACCAGAAGAAACAACUGCAGGAGAUCUACAAUAUAUCCCAGCAGAGGAGGAGCGCAGGAGUAAAAGUACUGUGAAGAAAUGUUUCAGUUAUUCCUAGUCAAUUCAUAUAGAGAGAGAGAGAGAGAGUCGAGACUUUGGAUUUGGAUCUGUAUCUGUAAAGAAUUUACCCAAGAACUGGUUCAGACACCAAAAUGGCCCACCAUGACCUCUUGAUAAGAGAGUCAUCUCUGCUGGCAUGGGUAGGAUCAUCUUCAGAUCCAAGACUCUUAACAGGAAUAAUGAGACGUGUAUACAACUGGACAGCGAGGCCUUUUAAGGUCCUAGGAGCAGUUUGUGCAUCUGUCUGCCCAUCUGUGCAGAAUUAUGCGUGUUUGUGAAUGAGUGCCGAAAGAUUGUGUGUUUAUGUAAAUUUAUGUUAGAAAUUCUGUCUUUCUCAGUCUCAACUCAAUUUGCAAUGAGUCAGCGAGGAACAUGACCAAGAAAGUGCAGUAAGACAUGUCAAAGCCAGCCAGAGAGACAGACAGUUGAGGAGUUUAGGGUGUUGGUCAGUGCCUUCGGGGAUACAUGGGCAUGUUUUUGCCCAAACAGAUCAAAUGUGCACUGUCUAAAAUGUUUGAAGGGUGAUGUUUAUAUUUGUCAUAUGUUUGUAUGUUUCAGAGUUUGUUUUUGUAACAGUCAGAUUUUCAGAAUUAACUUAAGUCAUAAAAAUGUAUAAAACACUAAUCAUAUGCUGACAUGGUUGUGUGUUCUUGCACUAUGCCGAUCUCAAAAGAAUCAAACAUCUGCUAGAAUGUUGCGUUUUUAAGGAUCCUUAAUUUGUGCAUGUUUACCCAAAAAUGAAAAUUCUGCCAUCAUUUACUCAUCUCCAAACUCUUAUUAUUUUCUUUCUUUUGUGGAGAAUUUUUAAGAAUGUACACUGAUUAGCCAAAACAUUAUGACCACCUGCCUAAUAUGCAGUUGGUCCUCCGUGUGCCACCAAAACAGCGCCGACCCGCCAAGGCAUGGACUCUGCAAGACACCUGAAGGUGUCCUGUGGUAUCUGGCACCAAGACAAUAGCAGCAGAUCAUUCAAAUCCUGUAAGCUGUGAGGUGGAGCCACUGUGGAUCAGACUUGUUGGUCCGGCACAUCCCACAGAUGCUCAAUUGGAUUGAGAUCUGGGGAAUUUGUAGGCCAGGGCAACACCUUCAAUUCUUCAUCAUGUUCCUCAAACCAUUCCUGAACAAUGUGUGCAGUGCGGCAGGGCGCAUUAUCCAGCUGAAAGAGGCCACUGCCAGCAGGGAAUACCAUUGAUGUGAAGGGGUGUACCUUGUCUGCAAUGAUGUUUAUGUAGAUGGCACUUGCCAAAUUGAUGUCCAUAUGAAUGGCAAGACCCAGGGUUUCCCAGUAGAACAUUGCCCAGAGCAUCACACUAGAUCCACUGGCUUGUCGUUUUCCCCCACAGUACAUCCUAGUGCUAUCAUUUCCGCGGGUAAACGGUGCUCUCAAAACAGGACUCAUGGGUCUGGUGACCUUCUUCCACUGCUCCAAGGUCCAGUUCUGAUGAUCACAUGCCCAUAGUAGGCACUUUCGUCAGUGGACCCCUCAUCAUGGGCACACUGACCAGUCUGGCUAUGCAGCCCCAUACGCAGAAGGAUGUAAUGCACUGUGUGUUGUGGCACAUUUGUCCUGUAACCAUCAUUAAAAUGUUCUGUUGCUUGUGCCACAGUAGACCUUCUGUCGGUUUGGACCAGACAUGGUAGCCUUCAUUGUCAUUGCGCAUCAAUGAGUUUUGCGCGCCCAAAUCUAUAACUAUAACGAUAACUUUUUGUUCGCUUCCCAUUUAAUCAACCCAGACCUUGACAUGUGGCCUUGUUAGGAGAUGAUCACCGUUAUUCGCUUCACCUGUGAGUGGUCAUAAUGUUAUGACUUAUCAGUGUAUACAAUGCAAAUAAAGAAACCAGGGGCUGUAAAGCUGCAAAAAUGACAAAAAGCAUCAUAGAAGUUAUCAAAGUGACUCAUGCAAUGUAUUCAAAUUCUUCUCAAGCAAUACGAUAGCUUUGUGAAGACUGAAAUGUAAGAAAUGUCCCCUUCUAAUUGACUUAUUACAUUUGCUU